This is a messenger RNA of Planococcus citri (citrus mealybug), 2627 nucleotides long. RefSeq names its product beta-galactosidase-like. Gene Ontology annotation, molecular function: beta-galactosidase activity. Gene Ontology annotation, biological process: carbohydrate metabolic process. Gene Ontology annotation, cellular component: vacuole. The transcript has 12 exons. Lineage: Eukaryota; Metazoa; Arthropoda; Insecta; Hemiptera; Pseudococcidae. The record is from RefSeq and is a predicted model, not a curated record. The coding region runs from base 363 to 2399 and encodes 678 amino acids.
UAUUAAUUUAAAAUCGUUCGUCUCUUUCGUUUAAUUAAACUAUUUGGAUAAUUUUGGUAGAACAAAUUUGAAGUAGUAACGUAAUCGUAAAGUAGCAAUAAAAUCCUCGUGUCUAAUGUUUUCAAUCAGCGCUAAUUCAAGGAAUCUGCUGAGCAUGGUGUAAUUUUCGAUUGCACACCUUAUCUUAUCACACCGUCUGAGCCGCGUUCAUCAAAAAUCAAAAAUUUAAACAACCAUGUGAGAUCUAACACCUUAGUAUGUCUUCUUCGAAAAAUAAUUUCGAAAUGGAAAUCCCUUUCUUUUUCCAGUGAUUGUAAAUGUUCCAUCGUUAAAUCGAUCUGUUAUUCUCAAGUCAAACAAAAAUGGUUUUUGUUCCUCUUUUCUACCGGAAAACCUAUCUGUAUUACGGUUUAGCAUUCUUAUUGCUGUUCAAUUUUUUUCUUCUGACGUUCGUCUAUUUCUAUUUCCUCGGGAGUUUUGCCAGCGAUUAUCAGAAUAAAAUAAAAGUGAUUGAGGAAAAAAUACUAUCUCAAGAUCCUGAAACUGUAAUUUAUCCCAGUGUAAACCGUUCAUUUCAAAUCGACUACGCCAAUAACAGAUUCUUAAAAGAUGGAAAACCAUUCCAAUACGUAUCCGGUUCCUUGCAUUAUUUCCGAGUUCCAAGAGUGUAUUGGAGAGAUCGGUUAAGAAAGUACAGAGCUGCAGGAUUAAAUGCUAUUUCUACAUACGUCGAAUGGAGCUUACACGAGCCAACUCCUCGUAAUUAUCGGUUCGACGGUGAAUACGAUUUAGAGUAUUUCUUGAAAUUAGCCACAGAAGAAGAUUUGCUGGUUAUCUUACGUCCUGGUCCUUAUAUUUGUGCAGAAAGAGAUUUUGGUGGAUUACCUCCUUGGUUGUUGAACUUAUACCCUUUGAUAGAGCUUCGAACUGAUGACGAAAAUUACAAAAAUGAAGUGAAAAUGUGGUUUGAUCUGCUCCUAACAAAAAUGGACAAAUAUUUAUAUGGCAACGGAGGUCCAAUAAUUAUGGUCCAGGUUGAAAACGAAUACGGAAGUUACAACGCUUGUAAUUCAGAUUACACAGUCUGGCUGAGAGAUCUAAUGUCGUCGCAUAUAAAAAACAAAUCCGUUUUGUUCACCACCGAUGGAGCGGCUGCUAGUUAUUUAAGAUGCGGGGCUAUUCCUGGUGUAUAUGCAACUGUCGAUUUCGGCACAACCUCCAAUGUGAAUACAUCUUUUACCAAUAUGAGAGAUUACACACCUAAAGGACCGCUUGUAAAUUCGGAAUUUUAUCCCGGCUGGCUUACCGUUUGGGAACAACCUUUACAAACUGUAUCAACGCCCGCCAUUUUACGCUCAAUGGAAGAGAUGUUGUGUCUGAACGCUUCUUUUAAUUUUUAUAUGUUUUUUGGUGGCACAAAUUUCGGUUUUACUAAUGGAGCGAAUAUUAAUGGUAAUCGGUACGAUCCGCAGUUGACUUCUUACGAUUACGAUGCUCCAUUAACAGAAGCUGGAGAUACUACUGAUAAAUAUUUUGCCAUAAGAGAUUUAUUAUCGAAGUAUUUCAAAAUACCAAAUAUUCCGAUACCUAAACCUACUCCGAAAGGAAAUUAUGGAACAGUUACAAUGAAACCGGUUGUAUCAUUGUUCAACUAUUCGCAUAUUCCAGAUAAAGUACAACAAUAUUCUGAUAGACCUUCGACUUUCGAACAAAUGCAAGUAUACUAUGGAUAUAUCCUUUAUGAGACUACACUACCGAGUAUAAUUGAUGAUCCAGCACUUCUGUAUGUGUACGAUCUGAGGGAUAGAGCUAUCGUUUUUGUUGAUCAAAAACCUAGCGGUAUACUUUCGCGUACAAGACUGAUCAAAAGCAUUUCAUUAAUGGCGAAACCGAACGCAAAACUACAUUUAUUGGUGGAGAAUCAGGGUCGUGUGAAUUACGGUCCUUAUUUGAAAGAUAUCAAGGGAAUUAUUUCUGAUCCGUCGAUCGAUGGACAAUUUCUAACUCCAUGGACUAUGAUAGGAUUACCAUUUAGCAGCGUUUCGUGGGUUGAAAACCUAACCCCUUCUAGUAAUUUUAUUUCCCCUCCUGCGUACUAUUACGGAGAGUUGGUAUUACCCAGUGGAACGGUUGAACCGUUUCAUACCUACGUUGAUUUAACCGGCUGGGGAAAGGGUGUGAUUUUCGUUAACGAUUUUAAUCUUGGAAGAUACUGGCCUAAAGUAGGAUCACAAGUGACAUUAUUUGUUCCCGCAUGUUACUUGAAACCUGCACCAGAAAUUAACAAAAUAGUUGUUUUUGAAACUGAAUGUGUACCCGAAAAUUGCCAGAUACGAUUUACCGAUAUUCCUUAUUUAAAUAAGACCACGCCGUUGACCAAACCUGCUGGUGCCAUGUGAAACUUUCACGUUUCGCUCGAUUUUGGCAUGAAACUGUGAUGUUAUUUUAUUUUUAUUCUUUAGUUGCAAUUAUUUUGUUGUGUUUUGUAAUUACAUACGUAAUUUUUUUUUUACUCUUUUUACCUAGUCGUAAUGAUAUUUUUGUGACGUAAUUUAAAAGCUGUAAUCAUCAACGAUGAACGUACUAAAUAACAAAUCAAAAAUUCAAAAUACAAACAAAUUAUUAUA